This is a messenger RNA of Darwinula stevensoni, 1791 nucleotides long. The record is from the annotation of a GenBank genome assembly. NCBI's taxonomy places the organism in Eukaryota, Metazoa, Arthropoda, Ostracoda, Podocopida, Darwinulidae.
AGUGUUUCAGAGAAAUGAUAGAUAGAUUAUAUGGAAUUUAAAGCAGAAAUGAGGAAACCCGAAGACAGCAAAGUUAUGGAGUGCAAGGUAAGGAUUGAGGGAAUGACUUGUCAGUCUUGUGUGAAGAACAUCGAGGGAACACUUGGAACUCUUUCUGGAAUCAAGACAGUGAAAGUGAACCUUGCAGAAAAGUUAGGAAUUGUGAUGUACAACCCAAGCCUCAUUUCUGCCAAAGAAGUACGAGACCAGAUCGAUGAUAUGGGGUUUGAAGCCUCACUUCUAAGUGAAGAAAUAUUCUGUGAUACUAGAGUCAGUCAACUUGCCAAUCUUCAGUGCAAAGUGUUCAUAGAAGGUAUGACAUGCAUGUCAUGUGUGAGGAGCAUUGAGGAGAAGAUUUCCACCCUUCCAGGGAUUGUCAGGAUCUCAGUGAAUCUGAAUAGGAAAGAAGGGACAGUAGACUACAAUUCAAGCAUGAUGACUCCAUCAGCAGUGUGUGAUGCUAUAGAUGAAAUGGGUUUUCAGGCAACAUUGCAACAGGGUUUUGAAUGCAUACCCAUCCUUAAUGGGCCAGCAGGUGAUACCAAAGAAUCUCCUACCAAGCUCUUGUCCUCUCCAUCAUUUGACUCUUUCCCUGUGAAGUCUUUGCCUUCAGGGUCUGAAGUGGCUUUCAGCCCCCAUUUUCAAUUCAGCAAGAAUCAUUUGAGCCCCAAGUUUGGCUCCCUCACUGCAUUAGACUUGCAUGAUGAUUUCCUGACUGAGAACUCAGAUAAGUGUGUGUACAGCAUCCUGGUGUCCCUCAUGGCUGCCAAGGCUGAGGUUCGUUAUGAUGCAUCAGUCAUUCUGCCUGCACAGAUUGCAAGUGGAGUCUCUGAUUUUGGCUACCCCAGCUCUGUGAUGGAGGAUACCUUGUGUAAUGAUGGAGAGGUCCGAUUGUGGAUACGAGGGAUGACAUGUUCUUCUUGUGUCCAUGGUAUUGAAUCAAACCUGAAGAGUAAAAAGGGCAUCAAAGAUGUUGUUGUGGCCCUAUCCACACAUUCAGGGAUGGUUUGGUAUGAUCCAGAUAUUAUGGGACCAAGGGACAUCAUUUCCAUGAUUGAGGACUUGGGAUAUGAAGCAGGUUUGGCCAAAGACAGUGAUCAUCGCUCAAUGCUAGACAACCAAGAAGAGAUCACAAAGUGGAGGAGGACAUUCUGCUUUGCUGUUGUGUUUGCUGUCCCAUCCAUGGUUCUCAUGAUGUACUUCAUGCUCUCACAUAACCAUGAAGUACUUGUUCCUGGCCUCUCCUAUGAAAACCUAAUACUAUUUAUUCUUGCUACACCUGUGCAAUUUUUGGGUGGCUACCCAUUCUAUGUGGUGGCUUGGAAAGCUUUGAAGCAUGGCAAUGCCAACAUGGAUGUUCUGAUUAUGUUGGCAACUUCUAUUGCAUACAUCUACUCAACGAUUGUACUCAUAGCAGCUAUUUUUUUGCAAGAAGCCACCAGUCCAAAGACAUUUUUUGAGACUCCACCCAUGUUGAUAGCCUUUAUCUCACUGGGGCGUUGGUUAGAGAGCAUUGCCAAAGGAAAGACAUCUGAAGCAUUGGCAAAGUUAAUGUCUCUUCAACCAACGGAAGCCACUUUAGUGCAGUUGAGUGAGAACAAAGAAGUUAAAUGGCAGAAGGUGAUUCCAGCUGACCUGGUGCAGCGAGGAGACAUCCUCAAAGUUGUUCCUGGUUCCAAAGUUCCUGUGGAUGGUCUAGUCUUAAUUGGACAUUCAACCAUAGAUGAAUCUCUCAUCACAGGAGAGUCUAUG